GCCGAACACUCCCAAUUACCAGUAAAAUAGACAAAGGAUUACUGCUUUCUCUCUCUCUCUCUCUCUCUCUCUCUCUCUACAUCCACACCAUCACCUCAUCAUCUUCCAUCCAUUUGUUCAGUGCCUUGUCCUCUAUAGAUUUCAUCUCGCGUCACAACCAAACGAAACCGUCGAGACACACAUAGAGGAGAGAGAGAGAGAGAGAAUAAUGACGGAGGAGAGAGAGAGAGAGUUUGGUUCUCAUUAAAAAAACGUCUUUUACUCGCCAUCUACUGAAAUCCCUACCGGAAAAGAUCUGAGCGUUCCUCCGAUUCCUACCUCAUUCAGGUUAGCACAAAGUUAACUGGUAUUGAUUUCACAGUGGUUUGUCUGCAUUCUUCUUUUGUUUAGAUAAUGAUGGACUCAAGAAUUGUGGAAGAAGGAAAAAAGUAGUGACUAAAUAGAACUACUGGUGUGGAAGAGGUUAGCGGAUUAGUGGUGCACUGAGUCAAAUGGUUUGGGUUCUAAGGGCUUCUUCGAUGUCAUUGGCAAGAUGUUCAGUUGAGGCAUACGAAGUCAUCUACACAGUUCUGCUUUGGCAAUAGCUACCGUGUUCAAGUCUUCUGGCUAACAGCAAUUGGUCUCUGUUGGUAGAUGUCUGAAGUAUACAGUUCAAUUGAAGUUUUGCAUCUUUGAGCCACUGCCAGCAGGGCGAGUUGAUAAUCUUUUCCUUUUGCUGAUUUCGUGCAUUCGGUGAGCUGUGUAAUGUGGUAAAAGUAUUGUUCUGCAUCUAAACAUAUCGUUAGGAGAUUCCAUAAGUCCAAUGCAAGGGAAAAACAGUGCAGGCAGUUCGUUUAGUGAAACGGUGGAUCUUAACCAGGGAUGUGUUUCCAAUGACUCUGGUAUGAAUCAGUCGAUGGAUUGGGAUAGCAUGCUAAAUCCAGUAGAAAGCCAGUUAUCAAAUUACAUGCGUUCUUCUGCUGAGGGGAACUUCGCUCGCCCAAAUGCCGUUAGUGUACGGGGUUUUAGUCGCUGGGACUUAGGUGAAUCUAGCUCUAGUGCAAAUGUUCAAAGCCAAGGCAUGGAUGAUGGUCUAAAGAUGGAUAAUGGUAGGUCUUCUUCAUUUGGUGCUUGUCCUGGGUCUGAUGCGGGAGCUGAGGAAAGGGAAUUUGGACCAUCUAAUAUCCUUCUUACUGAAAAUCUUACCAGUGGUAUUGGUGGCAAUCGGCUAACCAGCAGACCUUCAAUUAUGCAGAGUUCCACUUCUACUCGAAUCCCUCUGAAUAUAAAUUUAAAUGCUGGACAUGCGGGCAGUAGCAGUGACAGUGGGCAUGGUUUGGGGCCAGAUUCAUUCCAUAAUAUGUUCAAAUUAAGUGGACCAGAAACAGAAGAAAUCUUCGCUGGUAAUGAUUCUUCAGAUAAUGUUGGGACUUCUUCUUCCGGUAAUUCUGGUUAUUUGAUGGAUAAUGACGGCGGAUCAGCUUCUUCUUUGGCCAACUGGGGUUCAUCCUGCAAGAGAAAGGCUCUCGAAGGUACUUCUGGGACUUACCCAAGUGGGAGUUCUAACCUCUUUCAACAAGCUGAAAACUUUUCACGUCAUGGUGUCCCUGGUCGUUAUAAUGCUUCCAGUAGCUUAAGUAUAUCACCACCACCGGUAAACUCCCCUAGCGGUACUCCUCCUGAACAGGUAAACACAAGAAUUGGCAUCGGUAUGCGUGGAGUAGCUUCUGAAGUCUUUCCUCCAUCAAGUAUUUCAGGAAUGGCAGAAAGCUCCUCAAGGAAUUAUGGUGUCAGAGUGAAUCUGGGGCACCAUGAAUCUGGUUUGGUCAAUUUGCCGUCGACAGGGAAUGGGAUAAGGCAUUCUGAUGCUUGUCCACCGCACCAGUCAUCUAGACUUCUCUCAUUUACUGAUUCUUUGGACUUGAGACCAUCAAAUUCUGCUUCUAUUGCACCCACUUCAAAUAAUCCCCGAAACCACUCUCAUUCGACUCAUAUUGCAGAUUGGUCAAGGAGUAUGCCUCCUUUCCCUUGGAAUGGGGCUCUUAAUUCAAGAGCUGGUGGUUCUUCAAGCUCUCCAAUGCUUUUGGGGGACAGAAGUGCGUCGGUUCGAGAUGAUGCGAACUUUGGAAGCAACCAGAGAAACAACAUGGAGCAUCCCAUGUUUGUUCCUGCGACUGAGAUGACAACUUUGUCGCAAGACCCAAAUAAUUGGAAUUUAUCUACUGGAAAUCCCAGCACUUCUUCAAGUGUCCCUUCCAGUUCUCGAUUUGGCGGCCCCCGUCUUUUGCCCACUGCAUGGAUACCUCAUCACAACCCCACGGCACAAAAUCAGCAACGUGUAUCAGAAUUUGCACCGUGGACUCUCUUUCCAUCAGUUGAUUCCGAGGCUGGAGGUCAGAGAAGUCAUUUUCCACCAUUGCAUUCGGUCCCUUCUUCGGAGGAAACAAUGAUGUCAACUGGAGCUAAUAACCAAGGCCAUCAUCCACCAUAUCCAAGGUCGGGAUUAUUGAUGGAGGUACCUGGUGAUGAUGUGAAUGCUUGGCGUGCUUUAGCUGCUGAUAUUGAGGGGAGACACAGGCUGGUAUCCGAGAUUCGUCAAGUCUUGAAUGCUAUGCGCAGAGGAGAGAACUUGCGAUCUGAGGAUUAUAUGCUCUUUGAUCCAUUUAUAAAUGGAGUUACCGAGUUGCACGACAGGCAUAGGGAUAUGAGACUUGAUGUUGAUAACAUGUCUUAUGAGGAGUUGUUGGCAUUGGAAGAGCGCAUAGGAGACGUCAACACUGGAUUGACUGAGGAAACCAUUAUCGAGACUAUGCAACAGACCAAGUACCAUUCCAUCAUGGAAGGAUCCCCGUCAAACUUGGAGCCAUGCUGUAUAUGUCGGGAGGAGUAUGUCACUGGCGAUGACGUUGGGGCGUUGGAUUGCGGGCAUGAUUUCCACACCAAUUGCAUCAAACAGUGGCUGAAACAGAAGAAUAUUUGCCCCAUUUGCAAAAUGACUGGUUUGGGUACUUGAGGGAAAUCCAUCUUUUUCUCAGACCCUGGAAAGUUUUACUUGUCAAUGGAACAUUAAACCCUUUGGCCUUGGUUAAAACUACUGUUGUUGUCCCUAGAGAACAAACCCAGUUCUACAUCCCAUCUCCUAUGGGGAUGUAUCGGAUGUUCUUAUAAUUCUCCCAAAAAAAGGGGGAAAAAAAAAAAAUUAAAGUAACCUCCCAUUCCUUGCCCGAAAUAAACCAGGUUUUACUGGGAAUUUGAUGGGUUCAUAAAGGUGGGAAGUGUAAGUUAUAUAAAAGAUUGCAGUUAAAUGCAAGGGAUUGUGUUACCCUGUACUGGAGUAUUUAAAAGCAUUUAUCAAAUACGGUCUCGUGAAAUAAAAAUCUAUUGCUAUUAUUGAA
Molecule: messenger RNA, 3374 nt
Organism: Rhododendron vialii
Lineage: Eukaryota; Viridiplantae; Streptophyta; Magnoliopsida; Ericales; Ericaceae
Product: E3 ubiquitin-protein ligase MBR2
Exons: 8
Coding region: 803-2992 (729 amino acids)
Molecular function (GO): ubiquitin protein ligase activity
Source: RefSeq, a predicted model, not a curated record